GAAAAUAAUUAAGGCAAAGUUGUACCUAAGUGGGCCUAGCCCGUAAGACUCAGUUUACCGGGCUCCUCCAUCUCGAAGUAACCGCUCUGCAACCAGAUCUCUCUCUCUUCUUUUCUUCAAAAUUUCAGUUCAAAUUUUCGUCUGUUUCUGUAUUUCUGAUUCUCCUUGAAUUCUCCACAGUUGAUUUGAAUCUCUACACUGAGCUCUCAUACUCUUUCACUCGAUCAUUGUAAUUAAAAAUUGGAGAUUAGACAGCAGUAAAUCUCUGCUUUGAUUCUGUAAUCUGUGUUAGUGUGAGAUGGAGGGUUUACCUACGUCGACGAAAGCAGAGAGACGAUGGAGAUCGAAGAAUCUACAGACAUCCAAGCCUUCUUUGGUGAUGGUCUUUUUCUCUUGCGUCGCUUGGCUCUACGUUGCUGGCCGGUUGUGGCAAGAUGCAGAGAACAGAACAUUGCUUGCUAAUCUUCUUAAGAAGAACAUUGAACAGAGACCAAAGGUUCUUACGGUCGAAGAUAAGCUAAUGGUCCUAGGAUGCAAGGAUCUAGAGAGGAGGAUUGUAGAAGCAGAGAUGGAUUUGACGUUAGCUAAGAGUCAAGGAUACCUGAAGCACCAGUUGCGACAAAGUGGUUCUUCAGAUCAGAAGCUUCUUGCAGUUAUUGGAGUCUAUACUGGAUUUGGUAGUCACUUGAAACGAAUUACAUUUAGAGGAUCUUGGAUGCCUAGAGGUGAUGCAUUAAAAAAGCUGGAGGAAAGAGGGGUUGUGAUACGAUUGGUGAUUGGUCGGAGUGCUAAUCGAGGUGAUAGCUUGGAUCGCAAUAUUGAUGAGGAAAACCGUAAGACAAAGGAUUUCUUUAUUCUUGAUGGUCAUGAGGAGGCGCAAGAGGAGCUUCCUAAGAAAGCAAAAUUUUUCUUCACUGCUGCAGUUCAAAAUUGGGAUGCAGAAUUUUACGUCAAAGUUGAUGAUAAUAUUGACAUUGGCCUUGAGGGAUUGAUUGGACUUCUUGAACAACGGCGUGGCCAAGAUAGUGCUUAUAUUGGAUGCAUGAAGUCAGGAGAAGUGGUUGCUGAAGAGGGAAGGCCUUGGUUUGAACCAGAAUGGUGGAAGUUUGGGGAUGAGAAAUCGUAUUUUCGCCAUGCCUCUGGUUCACUUCUUAUACUCUCCAAAAAUCUUGCUCAGUACAUCAACGUAAACAGUGCAUCUUUGAAGACUUAUGCGCAUGAUGAUAUAUCGGUGGGGUCCUGGAUGAUGGGUGUCCAGGCAACUUACAUAGAUGACAAUCGUCUUUGCUGCAGUAGCAUUAGACAAGAUAAGGUGUGUUCCGUGGCUUGAGAAGAGAACAUGUCUUAACAUUUCCAUCAGUUUAAAGGCCACUAAUUUGUGGGUUGGCAGUAUUGCACUCAGAUAGAGGCCUGAGUGUCGAUAUUGCGAAAUUGCUUUUGCAACAUCAUGUGGACAUCUUUUUAUCAGAUACAGCCGCAGUGAGGGAUUUUCUAUAUAUCGCCGGAUGGAUCAUUCUUUUAGAUGUAGAUAUAAACCAGGAUUUUCUUUAGACGAUGAAAACAGGUUAAUCUGCAAAUUGGUGCUAAGUGCUAACUACUGGUUGGAAGGGAGGAGGAUUUUGUUUAAUAAGUUUGAUCAAAGUUCAAUAGUUUUUCGUUUCUUCUAUGUAAUGGCUUCAAUAUUUUUUCACCAAGUGACAUGAAAAUGUGUGCCAGUGACUCCUUUCUCGAGUAAAUUCUGAAUGCAGGUUGCAGAUUUAGCUGUGUUUCUUA
This is a messenger RNA of Theobroma cacao (cacao), 1773 nucleotides long. RefSeq names its product Galactosyltransferase family protein. Gene Ontology annotation, molecular function: galactosyltransferase activity. Gene Ontology annotation, cellular component: Golgi membrane. The record is from RefSeq and is a predicted model, not a curated record. Lineage: Eukaryota; Viridiplantae; Streptophyta; Magnoliopsida; Malvales; Malvaceae.